Molecule: messenger RNA, 1241 nt
Organism: Apis florea (little honeybee)
Lineage: Eukaryota; Metazoa; Arthropoda; Insecta; Hymenoptera; Apidae
Gene: PGAP3
Product: Per1-like protein PGAP3
Biological process (GO): GPI anchor biosynthetic process
Cellular component (GO): endoplasmic reticulum membrane
Molecular function (GO): hydrolase activity, acting on ester bonds
Source: RefSeq, a predicted model, not a curated record
AUUCGUUUAAGAUUGGAUAUAUUAGAUAAAUAUUGGAUUUCUGCUUUAUUAUUAAGGUUUCUUAACAUCAUAAAUUAUAAUAGUGGCGAUAAACAUAGAACAUGUUGGAAUUAAAAUGGCUUUUAGUUUUAGCAUUUCAAAUGCUUAUAAUAACAAAUAUAGAAGGUUCCAUAGGUGACAAGUCUCAAUUUUACAAUUUAUGUUUUGAAAAAUGUCUUGAUAGUAAUUGUGAUAGAGAUAAAAAAUUUAAAGAAUUACCUUCUUUAUCAUUAAGAUUACUAUUUUGGUCUUGUACAGAAGAUUGUGGUUAUAGAUGCACUUGGAAGACAGUUGAUUAUUUUAUAUCUCAUGGUUUAAAAGUUCCUCAAUUUCAUGGAAAGUGGCCAUUUAUUCGUCUUUUUGGUUGUCAGGAACCUGCUUCUGUCAUAUUUUCUAUAUUAAAUUUUUAUGCUCAUAUUACUAUGUAUUAAUUUAAAAAAAAAUAUGGAUCAACUUAUCCUAUGUUUUAUAUAUGGACUUACUUCAGUCUGGUAUGCAUGCAUGGUUGGUUUUGGUCAUUUAUUUUUCAUGCAAGAGAUAUUCCAUUUACAGAAGUAAUGGAUUAUUCCUCUGCUUUUAUUAUGGUUCUUACAUUACUAUAUUGUAUGUUAUUAAGGAUAACUUAUAAAAAUAAUAAGUUUUUUGCUGUGAUUACAUGUGGAUAUCUUAGCAUUUUAUAUUCACAUUUAUCUCAUUUAUGGUCUGGUUAUAUUAAUUAUGACUAUAACAUGAAAUUUAAUGUAGUUAUAGGAUUUUUAACAUUUGUUAUAACAAUGACAUGGUGGCAUCGUAAUCAAAAAAAAUUAUCUUAUGUAUACUUGAUCGGUUGGUUCAAUAUAUUAACAGUUUUUGUUACUAUAUUAGAAAUAACAGAUUUUGCACCCAUUUUUUGGAUUUUUGAUGCUCAUUCUUUAUGGCAUGCAAGUACAAUUCCACUUACAAUAUUGUUAUAUAAAUUCAUGAUGGCAGAUUGUUCUUAUUUGAAUACAUAUUAUAGUAAAUUGACAUUAAAUAUUGAUUAUCAUAUACAUUAAUGUUUAAUAUAUUUUUAAAGAUGAAAUAAUGAAAUAUAAUGUAAUAAAAAAAAUAUAAUAAAUAUAAUAAUAAAUAAAAUAUAAUUAUAAAUAAUAAUAAUUAUUAUUUUACAAAAUAUUAAAUAUUAUUUUAAAAUAUUAUUAUAAAAUAUAUUUUUUAUUGAUUUG